AUGAGUCUGUGCGCGCGGGAAGACUCCACGCCGCUGUUGUCUUCUAUUAUACCAGAAGAAACUCACCCACGUGAUAGACCAGCCACGCUCCAAACAGAAGAAAAUAUAAGACUGCAGAGCUACCGAGAAGUGAAAGAAAAUAUAACUGUGAAUACACCGUCUGGAGAAGUUCGUGCGUUAGAAAACAGAGCAACGAUUGUGUCAAGAUUAGAUUUGAUUACCUCAAUAUCUCCAACGAGAAAUAAAAUUUUAGAGCUGUUACGGCCAGAAGACCCCGGAAAAGAUACACUGGAAGCUAUAGUGCGACCCACGCCAAGACGGGGACUGGUGCGACCCUAUGACGAAGACACCAGACGGUUUCUUCAGAGAGCCCUUCUGCCGCCUGAACCUCAACAGUUUUCCCGGUUAUCUAAAUCAGAUAGUGAACAACGAAGAUCAGUUGUAGAAAACGAAGGCAAUGAAAUAGAUAGCAAGCAAAAAAGAGAGAUUCAUGACUUCAAAAAAGAACGAUCUCUAGCGGAGGAACUCAGGGAAGCUGAGGAGGAUGAGAGAUCUGGACCUCAUAUACGGAAACAACUUCUUAGAGAAUUUAGAAAACGUGGCGGAGGAACCCGGGAGGCCAUGGAGAGGGAGAGGCUCGGAAAACUGGCUCUAGCUGUCGAAGACGACGAAGAAAUUGACGAAGAUUAUAGUUUAUCAGCUGCAGCAAGGAAACUAGAUGCGCUACUCGUGGAGUCGAGGAACCUGCACGAGGAACUGGCUGGCAUCCACCAGGACAUCCAGACACAAUGCGCGCGCGCAUGUCGUUGUACGGCGGCGGCUCGCGCGCUGUCAGCGGAGUCGCGGGCGCUGAGGUAUCUAGACGACGUGGUGGCCCUGCUGAGAGGAGACCUGGACGCGGCGAGGAGGACCAGGGCCUGGCCCUUCGCCUUCGGGGCCCGCCAGCCCGGCAGGAACUACAUCAUUUGA
Molecule: messenger RNA, 969 nt
Organism: Danaus chrysippus (African queen)
Lineage: Eukaryota; Metazoa; Arthropoda; Insecta; Lepidoptera; Nymphalidae
Source: the annotation of a GenBank genome assembly